This is a messenger RNA of Rhinolophus ferrumequinum (greater horseshoe bat), 627 nucleotides long. RefSeq names its product interferon kappa (gene IFNK). The coding region runs from base 1 to 627 and encodes 208 amino acids. The record is from RefSeq and is a predicted model, not a curated record. Gene Ontology annotation, molecular function: type I interferon receptor binding; cytokine activity. Gene Ontology annotation, biological process: T cell activation involved in immune response; adaptive immune response; positive regulation of peptidyl-serine phosphorylation of STAT protein. Gene Ontology annotation, cellular component: extracellular region. Lineage: Eukaryota; Metazoa; Chordata; Mammalia; Chiroptera; Rhinolophidae. The transcript has a single exon.
AUGAGCGCCAAGGCUGGCGUGAUUCAGAAAUGUCUGUGGCUUGUGUGCCUUGUGGGUCUGUUCAUCCCUCACAUCCUCUCUCUGGACUGUAACUCGCUGGAUUUUCACCUGCGUAGACUCACUUGGCAAAACCUGAGAUUUCUGAAUAGUAUGAGCAAUUCGUUUCCUGUGGAGUGUCUAAGAGAAAGCAAAGCUUUUGAGUUGCCCAAAGAGAUCCUGUCAUACACCCAGCCUCUGAAAAGAGACAUCAGGGAGACCUUCUAUGAAAUAUCCAAACAGGCCUUCAACAUCUUCAGUCGAUAUGCCUUCCAAUCCAUUUGGGAAGAGAAACACCUGAGACAAAUCCAAAUCGGACUUGAUCAGCAAUUGCAGUACCUGGAACAAUGCUUGACAGAAGAGGAGAAGGAAAAUGAAGACAUGAAACAGAUGGAAAAGGAUGAGGGGAAACAUCCAGGAGCUAUGGUCUCCCAGCUGAGCAACCUAAAUCUAAAGAGAUACUUCCGCAGGAUAGGCAUUUUCCUGAAAGACAAGAAAUUCAGUCACUGUGCUAGAGAGAUCGUCCGAUUGGAAAUCAUAAGAUGUUUUUACUACUUUUUGAGAUUCACAGCACCCCCCAGGAGAAAAUAA